AUGACUCCAGCACAUGGGCGUCCUGAAGCAGGUGGCCCCCUUUUCACCGACAAUAUCGAGUCUGCACCCACGACAGACGUUGGGCAGACGCCAGGCGACACAAAGCCGGGAGCGCAGACAUGCCCAACGCAAGCAGUGUUCGAUGACACCGUGGUGGUGCAGACCCCGGUUGUGACGAGAUGGAUCAUCCUCUUCACCGUCUGCUGGUCCGCAGUCCCCAUGCUGUUCAGCACGUCGGCCGCGUUGGGUGUGGCCCCUGAGGUCGCCGCGACGUUCGGCGUGGACGACACCGUCAUCAGCAGCGCCAACGCCGGCGUUUUCUUUGCCAUGGCAGCCUCGCCCCUCAUAUGGAUUCCGCUCGGCAGGGUGCUGGGCCGGAGGAUAGCCUACCUCGUUGCUGGGUGCCUCAUCUUGAUCAGCGGCAUAGGCACCGCGGUUGCGCAGAGUAUUGCGGUGUAUACGGCCCUGUGGGUUAUUGGCGGAUCGACGGGCGUUGUCUUCCUCGUGUCGGGCCAGACCAUUAUUGCCGACAUCUUUGAGCCUACGAGACGGGGAACGGCUGUUGGCUGCUUCUUGGGGACGACGGUCGCGACGAAUGCAAUUGCACCCCUUCUAGGUGGUGUAAUCACCACAUACACAUCCUGGCGCGUAAUCUACUACCUCCAGACUGGCAUGAUGUGCCUUGGCAUCGUGCUUGCGUGGUUCUUUGUCCCCAAUGAUGUGGUGCCUCGCAUGGACCUGGGAUCCCGAACGGAUAGGCCCACGUCGCAGUGCCUCGUGGAGCUGAUGAAAGCCUUCAGUCCUGUGCCUGUCUUCAAAGUGAUGGGGUUUCCCAACAUUCUACUCGCUGACAUUGCAUGUGGGCUCCUCUCAUUCAACCAAUACGGCCUCCUGUCAGCCAUUCGGUACUCCAUCAAUACUCGCUUCAACCUCACGACCCCUCUCACUAGCGGUCUUUUCUUCCUCGCGCCGGGUGGCGGUUUUCUGUUCGGUAGCACCUUGGGCGGACGCAUCUCAGACCGCACCGUCAAGCAAUGGAUCAAGAAGCGCAAUGGGUUGAGACUACCAAGAGACAGACUACGAAGCGGUCUUGGGGCCAUGUUCGUCGUUCUGCCUGUCGGCACAUUGCUCUACGGCUGGGGUCUUUCAGAGGAAUUCGGUGGCAUGCCUUUGCCCGCCAUCAGCUGUUUUGUUGCCGGUGUUGGUCUCAUGUGGGCUUUCAGUGGUCUCAACACGUACUCUGCGGAGGUGUACCCUGCCUGGAAGACAGAGUCGAUCAGCAGCAAGUACCUCGUUCAGUAUGCAUGCGGUGGCGCGACUAUCGCCAGUCGGAUCCCCAUGAUGGAGAACAUUGGCGUUGGGUGGUCGUUCACGAUAACGGCGCUCACCGGGUUCUGUGCGGGAUUCAUCGUCCUGUUCCUGAUACGCUACGAGCCGGAGACGGAGAAGCGAGCUGCACGUGCUCGUGAAGAAAAGCAAUGA
This is a messenger RNA of Emericellopsis cladophorae, 1482 nucleotides long. Its product is annotated as MFS general substrate transporter. The transcript is spliced from 6 exons. Gene Ontology annotation, biological process: transmembrane transport. Gene Ontology annotation, molecular function: transmembrane transporter activity. Bases 1 to 1482 code for a protein of 493 amino acids. NCBI's taxonomy places the organism in Eukaryota, Fungi, Ascomycota, Sordariomycetes, Hypocreales, Bionectriaceae. The record is from RefSeq and is a predicted model, not a curated record.